Epinephelus moara (kelp grouper) is the source of this 3029-nucleotide messenger RNA. RefSeq lists its product as uncharacterized. NCBI's taxonomy places the organism in Eukaryota, Metazoa, Chordata, Actinopteri, Perciformes, Serranidae. The record is from RefSeq and is a predicted model, not a curated record. The transcript is spliced from 6 exons. The coding region runs from base 226 to 1629 and encodes 467 amino acids.
GAACGCCCACAGCGUAGGCCUACAUGAUCAGAUGGGCUGCAGGUUGCAAGAUAACUCAGGGAAGCCGGUGAAGCGGUGUGCAGGGACACCGGCGACAAUUUGGCCAGCUCAUCAGAUGCGGAGGGCUGUGAUACUGUUGGUCAGCGCAAGGACACGGCAUUGUGAAGAUUCCGAGGAUAAGCGGUCUCGUUUUGAACUACGGUCCAGCUGGAGCUCAACUUCAACAUGAUGGACGAAGACAAGGCCAUGAUAGAGCUGCAAAUCAAAGAGGAGCUGCAAGUCACAGAUGAGCUGCAAGUUAAAGAGGAGCUGCAAGUCACAGAUGAGCUGCAAGUUAAAGAGGAGCUGCAAGUCACAGAUGAUCUGCAAGUUAAAGAAGAGCUGCAAGUCACAGAUGAUCUGCAAGUUAAAGAGGAGCUGCAAGUCACAGAUGAUCUGCAAGUUAAAGAAGAGCUGCAAGUCACUGAUGAUCUGCAAGUCAAAGAGGAGCUGCAAGUCACAGAUGAGCUGCAAGUCACAGAUGAGCUGCAAGUCAAAGAGGAGCUGCAAGUCACAGAUGAGCUGCAAGUCAAAGAGGAGCUGCAAGUCACAGAUGAGCUGCACAUCAAAGAGGAAGAAGAGGAGUGGACAGUGACCCAGAGAUCCUACAGCCCCCCGCGCCAGUUAUGGUCAUCAAAACCCUUUGGCCUCACCUCCAGAAAACAGGAAAUAACAGAGGAAAUGGUGGUACUGAAAGAUUCCAGUCCCAUGGAGCUGAUUCAUCACAGCGGCACAUGUGUGGCUGGAGCACCUUUAUGUAACCACUGUAUGCUAAGCUGUACCGAGGGAGAACAACAAUGGCACAAGCACAGAACUUUGGGUUUAAGGCCAGGCCCUGUGCACAGGAUGGCUGUGCUGUCUGCUAAACCAAAGUGUGGAGCAACAACAGAGGGUGUAAGGAGCAUACUCUACAAAGGCCUCAGUGGGGAUUUACCUGAUCGCUCCGUCCUUCAGAUUGACCCACACAGUCUGGGCACCAGGAUGGACCUUGGGACCUCCAACACCUCAAACACCACAGUUAAUCCCGCUCCUGUCAGUUUGGAUGCACAGCCGGGGACUUCAAGGAGCUGCAAAGCACCCCGUAUGUGCGCUGCUUGUGGCAAAGCCACGUCGGUCCUCGGCCACUUUGUGCACAAAAAAAAGAUUUUCUGCCAGUCCACAUCCGAAGGGGUCACCCUGGAGGAGUGGAUACAGAAAAAUGUGCCUAGAACCACCAGGUGGAGGUGGAAGGUCCAGGAGGAGGCCAUUAUGGCCGGGGUUAUACUAACCCCAAAAAAGCACCAUACCUGCAGCAUGUGCAAAAAGAGGAUGACGAGGGACGCCGGUCACAGCGUGCACAAGGCCACACGUCAGUCCUUCUGCCAGGCCACUGACCCUUUGGGCAGGACAGUGGAGGAGUGGCUCACAGAGAUUCGUGGUGGGGUCUCCACAAAAGACUUUAUCAAGGCAAACCUUAAAAAAAGAUGGAGGCGGUACCAUCAAAAACCAGAUGUGCAGGAGAAACGGAGACAGAAAAGGAGGGAGCAGUAUCUCAUAGAGAAGAAGGCAAAAGAGCUUAAUAAGCAGAAGAAGGUGGAGGAGAAAAAGUAGUUUAGGAGAGGUGUGUAUAUAAUAUGACGAUCAGUGAAGGGCUGCACACUUAACUGAAUAUUAAUCAUGCACACUUCGGCUUCCCAUAAUUAAAUGAUCGACUGGGAUAUUAAUGUUCAAUUAAUAUGUGUGGUCUGCACAUAGAAAACUGCUGCAUAUUAAAUCAAGUGCCUGCGACGCGUUCAUCCUGCAGCAGCAGUCUGUGAGAGACUAUCCUGAGCUUUGCAACAGCAGACGAGCUAAACUAAAUAAAUUCGUCAUCAGUCAUCAUUAUCCAUUGUUUGGAAGUAUUUCAGAUUUAGAUGCGAGGUGAAAGCAGUCCUCUGUUAAUUUAAAUGUGAAAGUACAAUAAAAAUAUUUUGUCCCUUAAAACAAAAGAUAAUCAUGAUAUAUAAAUGCGAUCUCAAUAUUGAUAAAAAUAAUCGUGAUUAUCAUUUUUGAUAAUUGUGCUGCUCUAGAUCAAUGUGUAUUAUAGUUUGAUACUAAUCUCGCAUUGCAUUAGACUUUAUUCCCUGUUGUUCAUAAUCCUGCAAUUUAAUUUCAGCUGGCUGCUAAAUGAUGUCAGUAUUUUCUGCUUGUCCAUCAUUCCAACACAUCAAUUCCUCUUUUUUCUGUUUUUUUGGUCUCCAAAGUUUCGGUAACGUUAGUAAUCAACAGCAAAUGCUCAGCCUUUUGGCCACUGAGGUGUUGCUGAACUUAAAGUGGGUAAAAUCUUAUUUCAUUGUAAAGCUGCCAGCAGCAUAUUGAUUCGCUUGGCCCAUCCUAAACCUGCUCUUGCUCUGUUAAUCACGAGACUGCUGCAGAGAUGUGCGAUCUGCGACAGGGCCACAUGGCCCACACAUGGUGACGGGACUAACUGUUAGCAUCACAUGGCUAAUAUUACAAAUGGUUGUUAACAGAUUUAAUGACAGAGUUAAGUCAUUUUGGUGUCAGUGUGAGUUUGUUGAGACCAUUUGACUGCUCAGUGCCUGACAUUCGCUGUUGCUGUGUUAGCACACGCUAACCAGACAGACUUAUUUAUUCACCUUGUUUAUCGAGGCUAUAAAGUAUUGGGCUUUUUAAAUAAACUUCCAACACUCAGCUGCUGUGACAUUUUGCAGUGGUAUCUACCAAUGUACCAAGAGUUCACCUCUUCGGACAAACCCAGCUAGCCAAAGGGGUCAUGUACAUGAGAUCUAACACAAGAUUAGAUGUUAGCUAAUUAAUAUGCGCAUGCCAUCAACUGGACAGGGAUGUGAAUUACUUUAAAUUACCGUAGAUCUGUCAAAAUGACUGGCUGCCUUAAGAUUUUUCCAUCACUGUGAAAUAAAAACUUAAAAAAAUAUAUAUAUUCUGGACCUCUGCUUUCUUGUAGUUUGAUAUUUUGCUUGCUCAUGUAUAUUUGGCUCUUUCUUGUAUUU